This is a messenger RNA of Clarias gariepinus (North African catfish), 4772 nucleotides long. RefSeq names its product protein disulfide isomerase Creld1 (gene creld1b). The record is from RefSeq and is a predicted model, not a curated record. The transcript has 11 exons. Gene Ontology annotation, molecular function: calcium ion binding. Bases 161 to 1381 code for a protein of 406 amino acids. NCBI's taxonomy places the organism in Eukaryota, Metazoa, Chordata, Actinopteri, Siluriformes, Clariidae.
GUUAGCAUUGGCUAAAAAAAAAAAAAAUCAGACCAGUUUCUUUUUUGUGUGUGUCACGGAGGUUUGCGUAUCUGCAGGCUUUCGUGUGUGUGUGUGUGAGAGAGGGGCGAGAGGAAGCGAAAGCCUCUUGUUUGCUCGCAGAAUAAACAGCAACGACAUCAUGUACUCCUCGUCGCCUCUGUUUCUCAUCCUGGUGUUAACCUUUGACCUCUCUAUGCUGACCGUGCAUGCUGGACCCUGCCAAAGCUGUCGCAAACUCACAGAGAACUUCAUCAAGGGCCUGGAGAGAACCGCAAAUAAAAACUUUGGUGGCGGGAACACAGCUUGGGAGGAGGAGAAGCUUGCAAAGUAUGCUCGCAGUGAAACCCGUCUGCUGGAGAUCGUGGAGACAGCAUGCGAGAAAACCGACUUUGAAUGUAACAAACUGUUAGAACAGAUAGAGGACCAGGUUGAGACGUGGUGGUUUCACAGACAACAGGAAGCACCUGACUUGUUCGAGUGGUUGUGUAUCGAAGAGCUCAGAGUCUGCUGCCCAGCAGGUCGCUUUGGACCAGAAUGUGCCGAAUGCCCAUCAGGUUCUGGCGGUGUGUGUGGAGGUCUUGGGCGCUGUGAGGGAGAAGGAACGCGUCUGGGAGAUGGUGAGUGCGUGUGUGACCCUGGCUAUUCGGGCCCUCUGUGUCAGGACUGUGCAGACGGAUAUUACAGAGAAAAGAGCUCCAAUCACUCACAACCACCCUGCUCAGCCUGCUAUCACUCCUGCAAAAAGUGUAGCGGUCCACAGGACUACAAGUGUCUAGACUGCAAGCCAGGCUGGAUCCUUCAUGACAACAAGUGUGUGGAUAUAGACGAAUGCGGCACUGAGUUGGCCCGCUGCUCGUCUAACACUUAUUGUUUCAACACUGAUGGCUCAUACGAAUGCAGAGGUUGUGAUCAGGCAUGUGUAGGCUGCAUGGGCAGUGGUCCCGCUCGCUGUAAAAAAUGCUCUCGAGGGUACAGACUGACCGGAGCCAAGUGUCUCGAUGUGGAUGAGUGUAAGGAGAAAGCAAUAGCAUGUCCAGGACUGAAUGAAGCUUGUAUAAAUGAAGAGGGUUCGUUCCGCUGUGAGUGCGCACAGGGCUUCAUACGCAGAGAAAGCAUCUGCGUGGAGAACCUGCCACCUUCUGAUCCAGAUAAAGGCUUAUUUGACGACAUGACGGAUGACGAGGUGCUCGUCCUUCAGCAGAUGUUUUUUGGCGUGGUGAUCUGCGCAUUAGCCACACUAGCAGCUAAAGGAGAUAUGGUCUUCACAGCCAUCUUUAUCGGCGGCGUGGCUGCCAUGGCUGGCUACUGGCUCUCGGAGAAAGGCGACCGCAUGCUGGACGGUAUUCUCAAAGGGCGUUAAUCAAUCAGAUUCUCAGGAAACUAGAAAGCGAAGACAGAUCGACGAACGGUACACAAGCCUAUCAGGCGACCUUAACUUGAAAAAGCGGGAGAGGCUGGGAGGACGAACAGUGACGAGACAGGGGAGAGGAGAGGGUGGUGUUAUAGCAACGUUGCUGCGUCAAGGGCUGGGAAUUUAACGUUUAGACUAUGCUACGGUUUGUACUACGCGCUUUUAUACGCACAGUACAAUUUCUCUGCUGCUCUGCUGUAAGAGACUUUACAUGGAGUUUUUAACUCCACUUGAUCCAGAUUAAGAUUUUUGAAAAGGACUGCACUGAAGCUUGGCACGUGAUAGAAUAUAUUUACUGUAUGUGUGUCUGAGAGGAAAGGACAGCCGUAUAAUGUAAAGCCGUUUUAAUUUUAGCCCUAUAUGACUUUAGGCAGCCUGCUACUUUGACACUUUAUAUUUGCUCUAUUUAGAUUGUGGAUGGAAUGAUAUGUACAUAUUAAACAGACUCAUUUUAAGCUGUGAUUAAUCAGAAUGGACUAAAAUCUGGGGAAUUUUUGUUGAAAUCUUUCAAUUUGUAAUUGGCAUGGCUAAAAACAAAACUAACAAGGGUGAGCCAAAAAUUAUCCGCACUCUGCUUAUAUAAACCAUCGUCUAAUCUGCAAACAAAAUUUGGACCAAUACUCUAAGGAAGGUAAAAGUUUUUUUAAAAGCAUAAUUACUGGUGACGAGACACGGAUUCACUACAAGCCUGAGAGUAAACGGCAGAGUAUGGAAUGGAAAUUCCUCAAUUGUUGAGCAAGUAAAAAAAAAAAAUCAACUAGAAAAUUGAGGCUGACACAGUUUUCUGAUUGAUACAGUUUUCUGGGGUUCUCAAGGAAUCAGGAAACAAUAUUAGGAAAAAGGUUCAAGAGUGUGUUGUAAUCUUGCAUGACAAUGCAUGCGUGCGCACUUCUCCCCAUUCUGUCCACACUCUGCUUUGACCAUUACAUAGUUAUAGCCUUAUGAGGAUGAAGAGUCACUUUUGAUGAAGAAGAUUUGUGGCUCGUAGCCCAGGCAAAAACAUUUUUUUAAUGAGGGAAUAUGAAGAACUAUUGACGGAUGGACAAAUUGAAAAGCAAGGUGAUUAUGUAUGUCCAUGUAUCUUUCUUUUCUAAAAGUAAAUUUUAACAAAUUCUACAGCCACAGUGCGGAUAAUUUUUGACUCACCCUUGUUUGUAUGUGUAUAAAUCAAUUAUUGUAGUUUUGUUCAAAUUCUUGUAGAAUUAUCAAUUAUAUCAUCCCACCUCUAAUUUAGACAAAGCAAAAAAAAAAAAAAAAAAUAGGGGCAGAAAUGUUCUUGUGAGAAAGGGUGUAUGUAUAAAUUUUAUUUAUUAUUAUAUUUUUUUUAAGUCCAUUCUACACACAUUUUAUAAAAUGCAUGAACACUUGAACUAGGAAAGAUGUUUAUACCGUGUGCUCUAAAAUGUCCUUAUCUUAUAAUCUAAUAUUUGUUUUAUUAUUUUAGGGUUUUUUUUUGUUUAAUUUAUUGAGUAGCAAGAGUAAGGAUUAUAAAUGUUAUUUAUUUAUUUAUUACAGUUCCCUAUAGGUGUCAUUUUUUUCUGAUAUUAUUGUGUAUGCCUACAAAAGAUUAUUAGAUUGUCUUUAUGUGCGAUAUACCUUUUAAUUAAAUUGUAUUUUAUAAUUUCAGGAGCUUUUGAAUUCAAAAUCCAACGAGCUUCGAUUAAAUAUUAGACCUACACAGAAAUUGGCAAAGGAACAAGAAUAACACUUCACUGUUGUUCAUUCCUGCUUUAAAAUAUUAUAGCUGGUAUAAUUCAGCUGAAGUCCAUGGCUGAGAGCGAUCUCGUGUCUCACAGUGCAUUAACUCACGGUGAACUCUAAAUUGUAUUAGUAUCAAUCAGUAGUUUGGUAUUUGUGCUAUACAAUUUUGUGGACUUUAGAUAUUUACUGUGAUGUACACUGAAAUAUAGCUGCUAUAAUAUCUUAAAUAAACAGAUGAAGUUUAUUGCACAGAUCAGCAAAAAUGAAUAAGGUUGUUUUAAAUAUUCAGUUUACCUGCCUUGCUUUUAGUAAGGUUGCACCUACAUAUAUUAAAGCUACUGUAAUGUAACUGAAAAAUAAGAAUGACAUGUACAUGAAAUUAACAUUUCAGCUGGAUAAUGCGUUUUCCCUUUUUCUGGGAACCUUUAGGAUCUGAUCAUUAGUAUGACACUGAUUAACCAUAAUAUUAAAACCAAUAAUAGGUGAUCCUAUCAAGGGGUGACAUACAUUGGGCAACAUGUACUGUAAACAGUCAGUUUGUGAAGUUAAUAUGUUAAAAGCAGGAGAACAGGGCAAGUGGAUGAGCAAUUUUGACAAAGGCUAAAUUAUGCUGGCUAGAUUACUGAGGUAGUGCAACUCAAAUACACCAUUGUGGGGUCUCGUGGUGUGUUCCUGGUAUACGCUGGUUAGUACAGUACAAACCAAAAGUGGUCCAGUGUAGGACAACUGGUGAUACGGUCAUGGCAUGCCCGCUGUAGCACAAAUUGCUGAAAAAGUUACUGCCGGCUAUGAUAUAAGAUGUUAGAACACAGUGCAACACAACUUCCUAUGUAUGGAGCUGUGUAGCAACAGACCAGUCAGAGCAUUCAUGCUGACCCCUGUACACUGCUGAAAGCACCUACAAUGAGCAUCAUAAAUCGGUCAUGGAGCAAUAGAAGAAGGUGGCCUGGUCUGAUGAAUCACAUUUUCUUUUACAUGAUGUGCAUCGCAUAUCUAGGGAUAAAAUAAAAGCAGGAUGCACUAUGGGAAGGAGGCAAGCUGGUUAAGGCAGGGUGAUGCUCUGGUGGGAAACCUUGAGUCCUGCUCUUCAUAUGGAUGCUUCCUUGCAUAUGCAUCCAUAUAUACUUGGUUUAGUAAUGUUUUGAGGAGGAGUUGGAGGUGUUGACUUGGCCUCUAAAUUGCUCAGAUCGUAAUAAAACUGAGCAUCUGCUGAACGAACCAGUCUGAUCCAUUGAGGCUCCACCUCACAAGUUACAGGAUUUAAAGGAUCUGCUUGUUGCCUUUGUCUUGAUGUUAAACACCAGAGACCACAAGAAUUUCAUGCCUUGAAAAUCCCGAGCUGUUUUGGUGGCACAACAUGGUCCAAAGCAAUAUUACAUAUUAAUAUUAUGGCUGAUCAGUGUAUGAUGCCUGCUUUUUUAUUAUUAUUAUUAUUAUUAUUAUUAUUAUUUAACCCAAGUUAAAAUAACCUGUCUUAAAUUGAAAAUGCUUAUCUAACUACAAACCUAGCUCCAUAGUCUACCUCCAUGUUUCAGAUUUUAGGCAUUUUUUUCUGUAAUACCAGAAUCAUACAUUUUUAAGACUUGAUUUAUUCUAUGCCAAAAAAUGUUAAUCAUUCCAUUAAAGCCAUUUUAAGUCA